AUGAAGGGGGGAGCCGUGAAUGUUCAUAGGUAUGCGGUAGCAUGGCUACUGCAUCCUAUAAAUACCGCAGCCCCUUGUGCAACAACCCCCCGUUUCUGCUUUUUUGUCUCUGAUGAUGAAUUCGAGUAGGAAUCCGAAACGUCAGGCUAAUAAAGCUCUUGUCCCAGCGAUCGUGUCUCCUUCUUCAUGACCGAGUUGUCUUUGCAAGUUGUCAACAGGAUAGCAAAAUAUCUUUAGCUCAUCAACAAGUCCUUCACUGCCCGCCCAAAUGGCUCUCUUCUGUAGAAACACAUCAAACGCCUGUCCCUCAGAUUCUACCGAUAGAUCACGAGUUAAUUUCACAUUCACCAAGUAUAUCAUACUUCCGCAUAAAAUCAACGAAAUGCAUGUCUGGGCCUUUAGCUAGUUCCCUUGAUGGUAGUAUAAUAAAUUAAUCGAACCAGCAGUAUUAAGUCGUCAUUUUUAGGGCAUUGUCAGCCACCCAAAUUGGUAUCGACUGAGUAACGUUCCCCUUGUGUCAUUAGUUAGUUUGGCGCGUGUGCAACUACGAAGCCCGUGACUAAAAAGUCUUCCUCAUAUCCAAUAAAUUUUCAUUAUCAAGUAACUCAUGAAUGUGUCUAACUUUUCGAAACGCCUCUAAUCACUUAGAAGCCCACCCAAACACAUUUGCCAAAACUCCCAGCUGAUGAUGAACGACGUUAGUUGAAAUUCAAACAUAAAAUUAAUGCUAAAAGAAAUAUUACGUUUUUAGAAGUAACACUUCUUGUAACAAAAUCAUGUCAUGUCAGUUGGCUAAACUCGAUUUCUAAAAGUACAUAAAGUCUGUUUACACAUAGAAAAGGGGACCUUUCCGGAACGGGCUAGAGGAAUACGCAAAUUGCACAACGUGUUAAGUGUCCCAGAAUUCGCAGCCAGUUUCCUGUUAUCACGUCUCAUGAGUUACGCCGUUUACUGUCUAUCGUGGUAUUGCACUUCACUAAUCAUCGGUGUACUUGUGAUGGAAAUAAUGUAAUCAAGACAGUCUCACGGCAAGUCAAGUGACGGUAGUAUGAAGACACCAUGUAAAGAAUCGUACCAUUCCGUCCAUGUUAACACGUGCAUCAUACGACACUUUAGCAUUGUCGCAUGCUCGAAGAGUGCAUGAAUGAGAAGAAUUGAUCCUUCUGGCCACUUGGUCGUUGUUAGCCAGACGCAACCCACGUACGGGUCGAGAGACAUUGGGUUUUUAAUAACCUACAGUAGAUGUGCUAACUCAUGAAAUGUCAACCAAAAUUUCGAAAUGCGUUCUCGUUUCGAAAAGGUAAAUUAAGUAGUGUUGUAAAGCUAAUCAUGAUGCAGCAUAAAUCUAUAAUGAUCCAGUUACCUCAGGGUGUCGCCUUUCGAAAAAACUUAUUUGCGGCUGCAUGCAAGAUCUAUACUCUGCAAAAAAUGACUACUUAUGUAGCAUGCAAUUUUCUCAAUGAUUUUAGAUGCCCUUGAAAAUUCAAUUAUAUUUUAUGGAAAACAUGCAUAAAAAUAUUCAUUCUUUUACUUAUUCGGUAGAAAAUCACGUCUUCUUCCAAUUUCAUACUCAAAAGAAGAGUAGAAUUCGGUUUUAAAAAAAACUUUUCUAAUUCCCGAAUAAUUUUGAACCCGACCUGCUGUUACACUUGCAUUCAGGGUUUCAAAACUACAAGCUGUAUAUUUUCCGUGUACGGAAAACCAUGCAUUUCUCUACGGUGUUAAGAGAAGACCAUAUGAGGUUCAUAAAAUGUAGCAGUGAAUUUGAACCAUAUUGUUAACUUUACAAUCCACAUUGGUAAAUGCAGAGACAUGACGUUUCAUGAACGGCCAUUUAACGGUAUUAAAAAAUCUCAGAAUUAGAAACUUUUUAAAACCGAAUUAUACUCUUCUUUUGAAUAUGAACUUGGAAGAAGACGUGAUUUUCUACCGAAUAAGUAAAAGAAUGAAUAUUUUUAUGCAUGUUUUCCAUAAAAUAUAAUUGAAUUUUCAAGGGCAUCUAAAAUCAUUGAGAAAAUUGCAUGCUACAUAAGUAGUCAUUUUUUGCAGAGUAUAGAUCUUGCAUGCAGCCGCAAAUAAGUUUUUUCGAAAGGCGACACCCUGAGGUAACUGGAUCAUUAUAGAUUUAUGCUGCAUCAUGAUUAGCUUUACAACACUACUUAAUUUACCUUUUCGAAACGAGAACGCAUUUCGACAUUUUGGUUGAUAUUUUAUGAGUUAGCACAUCUACUGUAGGUUCAGAGUUGAUCCCAUAUGUUCUACUUUAGUGGGGAAUGGAUGUGAUAUUUCGUCGGAACCAAGCCGUUUUUGCAUUGCCGGUGAUCACAUCUGGACCGCUGGUCAAAACGGUCCCUUUCAGGCACUUCUAACCAAUUUUGCCUGCUUGUAACAUGUUAUUGUCAUUCUCCUCUGUUAGUUUAUUCCGGGAUUUCACCGGAUACCCAGUUCUAUUGUUAAAUAUAAGGGCUAAGGCGUGUUCCAAAAGGCAAGUGAAGUCAAGUGGAUGCGAUCGCUAGAACAAGACUUGUCUGCAGGACGUUUCGGUCCCUCCUUCGAACACUUCGUCAGAGACAACAGCAGAUAAGGGCCUGUGAAGCCUGGAGUGAAUAAAGUUGUGUUCGAUGGAAAUCAACAUGUGUAUAUAUUUUAGGUUUACAAAAACACCCACUAAGCCCAUAGACAUCUCCGGUCGUUUACAUCUCCUCUUGUCAUUAAAUCGGUGUGGUUGAGGAAGUAAAAAGUGGGUUAGGUACUUCGCAGACCUCCCUGACUAUACCUAAAGUCAAUUGCUAGCCCACACUGCUCCUCGCCCCUUACAGGACAGCGUUGAUCCCCGCUGCCCACGACGGCUGAAACAUCAUUAACGGCGAUGUGAAAGUUUUAUUCCGUUUCUCCUCUAUAACAGGGUCGUUUUUUCUGUACAACGUUGCUAUCGGAACCCACCUGGGUUGAACACUGGAAUAAGUAUCGCGCACUGUAGAUGGCCUUGCGCUACAUUCCGGUAGAGGUGUCUAGUCCUGUGUUUUAAAUUCUACCCUAACUACAACCCUGACGCUAACCCCAAAAUUAACCAUCCUAACCCUAACCAGAAACUUUCUGGCCCUGACCUUGGCCCUAACACCUUGGAAUUCGGCACAGGUUCACCCAUAAAACGGGAUGCGCAAAUGCAACCGUGCCCUGUAGCCGCCUGUUCACUGACCCCAUUUGUAGCGAUAGACUUAGCCACAACUUGCCAUCUUGCCAGCUGUCGUCACAUUUAGUCAAUCAUAACCCUAACCAACAAGUGGCACCAGAAACACGAACAACCGCUCGUGCAUGGUGUGCAUGAUCCAGAGACGGGGUCCAGCAGAUGGGUCAUUAAUGUUUCGUAACCUAUCAUUCUCUGUCGCUGCAGAUCGGGUUUUUAUUCAAUCAGCUCCCAACUGGUAAUCGGGAAUAUGAUUGGCUGAAUGGCGGCAAAAUGUGGCCGAAACAGUACUGUAUCAAUCUACCCAUAUUAUCUGUCGUCCCUCCUCUCGGCUCUUAUAACUUGCCUGGCUUCAGCCUGGUAGUUACUUUCCUGUUCGUGAUACUGGCCACACAUACGGAGCCUCAUUGUUUCAAGAAGCCAGUCGAUCGGUGUGCGCCCAUUUCUAAUUGCAUAAAUACCUGAUCAACGACAGAGAAUGAAAGGGGGUGAGACACUGAUGAACGUCGCUUCGAUGAAGUGCUUAUGCUCCGUCUACCGGACCACGUCUCUGGAUCAUGCAGGCCGUGCACGAGCGCCUAUUUGUGUUUCUGGUGCUAGUUGUUGGCUGAAAGGAGAAUAAGCCCGAAACUGUGUUAUAUAAAUCUACCCGCAUCAUCUGACAUUCUGUUUCCCCAUGCAGCGAACUUGAAAUAUGUGGUCCGACCGAUUGUGGACGACGCGUGGUGCGACCCUCGUCCAUUUGCCCACUAGAGUGGUAUCGUCUGGGCGCCAAAGGAAUCAUCCUGGAGGAUAGCACGUUGAAUUACCCCUCUAAUCCUGAUGUCAAAGCUCACUGUCCAGCUGAGAUGAUAGCCAAAGUUGGACUCACCAAGUACGGAUUCACAAUGCAAGAGAUUUUACAGAGAGCGGACCUGAUAGGUUACAUUAGCAAGGCGAUAAAGGAUAAAGGUAUGUCAUGUCCCGUUUUUCCAUCCAAGUUUAUAGCGCUCACAAUUAUUUAAGUGUUGGAAACCACUGGGGAAUCUUUGGCAAUCUUCAAUACCACUCCCUCUUCCGAAAGUCACUGGAUAAAAUGACACCGGCAUGCAUAUAUUUUACUAAUUAGAUCUUAGCUAAUACCUGUUCUGGCUUUGUGGUAAAUCGAGCCAGCAUCUCAGGCUGCCAGUUGUCUGAUUGCAACUCUGAAAUAAAACGCGGUUAUUUUGUCGAAAUUAAUGUAUUUCGGCUAAGGUAUUCAAAGCGAACCCUUGAGCAAGCCCCAAAAGGUUUAUCUAAAAUGAUUUGCUCCAGGCUCAUGCAUUAAUUUCUGAGGGAAUGAAAAGGUUUAACGUAGACACUAGUGUUCGUCACAACUGAGUCGCCGUUGUUGUGUCGAGCGGAGCGAAGCAUGGUUGCCUAUCGGCCCUGAACCUUUGAAAUUUUAUACUGCCUAUGGCAGCGGUAUAGAGAAGGACCGCACUUAACUGUUAGUAGACUGUGGAUCGUGCCGUACGUGAUUUAUGGUGAAGGGAGUUUUAUGGGUGGGGCAGCACGUUAGACAGUAAGCUGGCAAAAUGAAAGAAAGUCUUGUCGUAGGCUAUUGUGCGACAAGGGAAAUGAGAGUAGUAGUUAAACAAUAAGCAAAAAGAACAUUUCCCAAAAUAACGGAUUUUGAGUUAAGGUGCGAUGUCUUGGGGAGUAAACGUUGUUGACAGUGUAAUUUCCGCAACAGCCUGCAAAUGCGUGCCAAGAUAAAGCCCCAUAUGGCACGAUCAACAGUCUACUGACAGUUAAGUGUGGUCCUUCUCUAUACCGUUGCCCUGCCUACAAUGCUGACGAAAAACUACCGGAACGAGCGCCCCUAUCGAAGGUGAACGCCGAAUUGUCUAGAAACUGUUCCACUUCCGACACGUGAAGGUCAUAAUAAGGAUCGCACCGGACGUUUCCUUGCCUUGUUUCCUUGCGAUUUGAUCCUCCAGCGUGACGACAGAUCCCAAGCGGCAAAGCCUGAACCUCUGAAUAUUUAUACACCAAACUUUGCAAUGAAGGUCAAUACACUAAAAGUAACCUCUUACUCGAACGAGCGUCAUCAUGCGGUGAGUAAAACCGAGAGUUAGUGUCAGAGGACAUCGAAUUGUAGUUGCGUAUGCAUGCUAUUGCCUGGAAGCGCAAUCCACAAUGAAAUCAUAGUUUGGUCCCAAGCCUAUUGCAGUCUUUGACAACUAAUAAUAGCCAGCGGGGAAGCAGCUUGACAUCUUCUUUAAUUUUAAAGUUGAAAUUUAAGUCGAACAGGGGAUCUCACGCAUUUUCCUCUUCCGAAAAGGCUGUGGGCGGAUGGAGAAGAACUAAUUCCAAAUGGCCCAGAUGACUCGGCUGGCAUACCAAGCGUCUCCGUACUGCUCUGAUAAGUCCACCUAAGAUAGAGCGGCCAGGGCAUUAGGAUGUCGGAUAAGUGUUUACCAAAGGGACCCUGUUGCCACAACUAUCACAACAAAAACCAAAGCAAAUGGUCAUUAUUAAUGAUCAGCAACUUUAUCUUCUUCAAAUUGUGACCAUAUCUUCCAAGUCCGGCGUGGCUCGGCCAGAGUCUCUGCGCCCACCGCAAUUCUACCUCACACUAAUGCUAUCGCUGCGGACCUUAAAUUCAAAUCGUUGAGGUCAGAACUGGCCUCGUUGCACACUUUCGCAUCUGCUUUAAUACAGAGUACAUACAACGAAUAUUGGGAGGAUCCGUGUCGAAAGCGACGUACGAAGCCACACCAGAACACCAUAGCAGACAGCAGGGGUCAGGCGCACAUCCAGAACGCGAGAGGCCGGCACGAAAUGUCUGGCCAACCACUUAGCCAGACCUCAUCUUUGGUUGUGCUGGUUCGCCCUUAUCAUUCAAAUAUUAGGGGAUAGGAAGAGGAGAAUUAGAAUCACUCCGCACCUGCCUAUCUCACCAUAAUCCCAUUCAGAAGCAAGGCAACACUCACUCCCUGGGGAAGCCCUGGUCCUCCGCGAGUUUGAAAGUUCAGCUACCGCUGAAGGCAACGGCCUGGUUAGCCAUUGAACCGUAUCUCCACUUCGCUUGACACAGUCUCAGUCUCCGGCAUAGGAUGAAAGAGGUGACGCAGAGAGAGAGAGAGAGAGAGAGAGAGAGAGAGAGAGAGAGAGAGGAGUGAAGCCGAUCCCAUUCGACUUCCCCUCCCUCAAGUCCGCGGUUAAACUAGCCCGACACCUUGGAGUUCGCGCUUUCAAUCACGGUCAUGUAGUAUGAUCAGUCGUUACCUGAGACCCAGAGUCGGGUUGUGAUAGUCCCUUUCUCGUUUGCUUUUCAAUAAUAAAUUCUAAGGACAUUUUGUUUAAGCGCUUGAUAUCUGACAACUGUUUCACUGCAUCCGUCAGGCGGGAAUUAACUUGACGACCAGGCCAACUUUUGAUUCAGUUGUCAUUGGAACAUGGUGGGACUGGGUGACCUUGCGGAAGUUAAUGCCGCGUUUUUCUUCAUCAUACAUCUCCAGGUAUCGUCGAACAUUAUCAAACAAUCAUAGUGCAGUUCACCAGAGUUCAGUGUAAUGCUGCCGAAAUCAUAAAGUUCGUCGACUUUGCGUUUAUGAUAUCGAAACCUCCGUCUAGGCAGUUGACGCCCGGCAGGACUGCUCACCGAUGGGCUCAAGUUCUCACUUUAGUCCACUAUGGCCUACCAGCUGACCACUUUUAUCCAACUCUAGGGUAACAGCACCGAACUGGUCGCGUACGUGUAGAAGUGGGCGUAACCUGGCCUGCUAAAGGGCUACUGUGCUGAUUAACUCUCUGGGUGAUCGGCUGUGUAUUUAGAUGUUUGCCAGCCUGUUGGAAUAUACUCGAGGCGGGCUUUUAUUAAUUCCCUUUUCCUCUUGUUUCAGCUUACCGAAGAAUAAAGGAGUCAAUGGAUGCAUGGUAGGUUUAAAGUUUUUGCCUUUCGCUUUACAGCCUUCUAACUCACUUAUUUCUCCACCUUUCAGCUUGAAACAGUUUGACUUUUAA
This is a messenger RNA of Spirometra erinaceieuropaei, 7177 nucleotides long. The record is from the annotation of a GenBank genome assembly. Lineage: Eukaryota; Metazoa; Platyhelminthes; Cestoda; Diphyllobothriidea; Diphyllobothriidae.